Messenger RNA from Caretta caretta (loggerhead turtle), 2981 nucleotides. RefSeq names its product SPG7 matrix AAA peptidase subunit, paraplegin (gene SPG7). The record is from RefSeq and is a predicted model, not a curated record. Gene Ontology annotation, biological process: mitochondrial protein processing. NCBI's taxonomy places the organism in Eukaryota, Metazoa, Chordata, Testudines, Cheloniidae. Gene Ontology annotation, cellular component: membrane; m-AAA complex. Gene Ontology annotation, molecular function: ATP hydrolysis activity; zinc ion binding; ATP binding.
GGCCCGGCUGCCGUGAGCCGCGCUGCCCGGCUCGGCGAGGCGCUUCCUCGCUGCCCGGCGGUCUCGCGCCCUUGGGGGGCGGUCGCCGCGGGACAUGGCGCUGCUGCAGCUGCUGCUCAGGGGCCCCCGCUGGCGGCGACUCGGCCUGGCGGGGCCCGCCCGGAGCUGGGGCCGGCCUCGGGGCGGCGGAGUGCUCCCGACCCUUCUGUCCCGAACACUUUCCCCCACAUUUGAAGGGCUCAGUGGACUCUUAGUGAAGCAACAUGUAAUUCGGGAUCCAGUGAGACUCUGGAAACUCUUAGGUGGCACUUACUAUUUUAGUACCUCAGGGUCUCGGUGGAAUAGCAGUAAGAAUGAAGGAUCCAAAGGGAAGUCUCCAGAGGAGGAUGAGGAGGAAAAGAAACGCAAGGAACGGGAAGAUCAGAUGUAUCGUGAGCGUUUGCGGACGCUCUUCCUGAUAGCUGUCAUUAUGAGCCUGCUAAAUUCACUGACCAUCAGCGGGGUCAACAUUUCCUGGAAUGACUUUGUGAAUGAGAUGCUGGCGAAGGGGGAGGUCCAGAGCAUUCAGGUGGUUCCAGAGAGUGAUAUUGUGCAAAUUUAUCUGCACCCAGGAGCUGUUGUAUUUGGACGGCCUAGGCUUGCCCUGAUGUACAGGAUGCAGGUGGCAAAUAUUGACAAGUUUGAAGAGAAGCUGCGAGCAGCGGAGGAGGAGUUGAAUAUUGAUGUGAAGGACAGGAUCCCAGUCUCCUACAAACGCACAGGCUUUUUUGGAAAUGCCCUUUAUGCCCUGGGAAUGGCAGCUGUUGGUGUAGCCAUAUUGUGGUACAUCUUCCGCCUUGCUGGGAUGGCAGGAAGGGAAGGAGGAUUCAGCGCUUUUAACCAGCUGAAAAUGGCUCGUUUUACCAUUGUGGAUGGGAAGUCUGGGAAAGGGAUCAGCUUCAAGGACGUAGCAGGAAUGCACGAGGCCAAAAUGGAGGUCAAGGAAUUUGUGGAUUAUCUGAAGAGCCCAGAGCGCUACCUCCAGCUUGGGGCCAAAGUGCCCAAAGGUGCCUUGUUACUUGGACCACCAGGCUGUGGAAAGACCUUGUUGGCAAAGGCAGUGGCUACAGAGGCACAAGUGCCGUUCCUGGCAAUGGCUGGCUCUGAGUUUGUGGAGGUAAUAGGAGGUCUUGGAGCUGCUCGUGUAAGGAGCCUCUUCAAAGAAGCCAGGGCUCGUGCCCCGUGUAUUGUGUAUAUUGAUGAAAUAGAUGCUGUGGGUAAGAAACGCUCAACCAACAUGUCCGGCUUUUCCAACACUGAGGAGGAGCAGACCUUAAACCAGCUGCUGGUAGAAAUGGAUGGGAUGGGAACCACAGAUCAUGUCAUAGUGUUGGCUUCCACCAACCGUGCUGACAUCUUGGAUAAUGCUCUGAUGAGACCCGGGAGGCUUGACAGACACAUUUUUAUUGAUCUUCCCACGCUCCAGGAGAGAAGAGAGAUCUUCGAACAGCACCUAAAGAGUCUGAAGCUGACCCAGGCUGGCAGCUUCUAUUCCCAGCGCCUGGCUGAGCUCACCCCAGGAUUCAGUGGCGCUGACAUAGCAAACAUCUGUAAUGAGGCUGCUCUCCAUGCUGCCAGGGAAGGCUAUAAAUCCAUUGAUACUUUCAACUUGGAGUAUGCUGUAGAGAGAGUCAUUGCAGGCACUGCCAAAAAGAGUAAGAUCCUGUCGCAGGAGGAGCGAAGGGUAGUGGCAUUUCAUGAGUCAGGCCAUGCACUGGUUGGCUGGCUGCUGGAACACACAGAGGCUGUGAUGAAGGUUUCCAUAGCCCCUCGAACAAAUGCUGCCCUGGGAUUUACUCAGAUCCUCCCAAAAGACCAGUACCUCUUCACCAAGGAGCAGCUGUUUGAGAGAAUGUGCAUGGCGUUGGGAGGGAGAGUGUCUGAAGCCAUCACCUUUAACAAAGUCACGACGGGAGCAGAGGAUGACCUGAGGAAAGUGACCAAGAUGGCCUAUUCGAUGGUGAAGCAGUAUGGAAUGGUGCCCAGCAUUGGGCAUCUUUCUUUCCCAGAGAUGGAGAGCAUGCCCGGGAUAGGUCGGCGCCCCUUCAGCCAGGGGCUUCAGCAAAUGAUGGACCAUGAAGCAAAAGUGCUGGUGGCUCAAGCAUAUAGGCACACAGAGAAACUCUUACUGGACAACCGGGGCAAACUGCAAACGCUGGCGAAUACCCUCCUGGAGAAGGAAGUGAUAAACUAUGAGGACAUGGAAGCCCUGAUUGGGCUCCCUCCUCAUGGGCCAAAGAAAAUGAUCGUUCCUCAGAGCUGGCUUGAAGCAGAGAGAGACAAACAAGACACAGGCGAUGAAGAGCCACCCCAGCAACCCCGCACCCGGGAAGAGGAGGAGGAACCCAGUUUGAGACCAGUAUGAAACCCAUUCCUGAUCCGGAAUGGGAGAGGAGGGCUUUAAAGGCUUCCUUCUAGCACCAUACCUGAGUCUUCCCCUUUCAGCUGCAGGGUCAAAGGCACUGAGAGACCAGAGCAGGGGAUCUGUGUGUUGCCGAUAUCCUGCCCCUAACUUCUGGGUUUCUCAGCUACUGUGCAAGGCAGGCUGUCUUCAGGAAGGGAUUCUGCAACUGGUUAUCUCUGGGGUUGGGGAUUCCUGAUGCAAGCUCAGAUGUAGUUGGUCAUGUGAGGCAGAAAGGGGUAAUGCAUGGGUUCAGAAUUAAUUUAAAUGCUAAACUCUCUUUUGGGCUCAGCGCAGUGUAAACACUCUUAGGAGCUGGAUUUCUUGUCAACAUUCAACAUCUGUGCUGUGAUAUGGGUGUGCGCUGUCAUUCCUUCCCGUGCCAGAGCUUCGGAAGUGUCUCUCUGUCCGGCACAAUCGUGGAGUCCAUUCGGAAGGGCUCAAGGCAGUUUAAGACACAGUAGUUACCACAUGACUUGACUGUACCCUUUGAUUAUCUCUGCUCAGAGUUUAAAAAUAUACUGACUGAGAGAACAAGGUU